Molecule: messenger RNA, 1230 nt
Organism: Spea bombifrons (plains spadefoot toad)
Lineage: Eukaryota; Metazoa; Chordata; Amphibia; Anura; Pelobatidae
Gene: UBE2N
Product: ubiquitin conjugating enzyme E2 N
Exons: 4
Coding region: 106-564 (152 amino acids)
Source: RefSeq, a predicted model, not a curated record
GCCGCGGUGACGUUACCGGAAGAAGAUCCCGCGCUUUCACUUGUGCGUGACAGGAGGAUCCGGUGGCACGCAGAGAAUCCGAGUCUGCAUUUGCUAUAAGACAGGAUGGCUGGGCUGCCCCGCAGGAUCAUUAAGGAAACACAGCGUUUACUGGCAGAGCCAGUCCCUGGAAUAAAAGCUGAGCCAGAUGAAAACAACGCGCGUUAUUUCCAUGUGGUCAUCGCAGGUCCGCAAGAUUCCCCCUUUGAGGGAGGGACAUUUAAGCUUGAAUUAUUCCUUCCAGAAGAAUAUCCCAUGGCAGCUCCGAAAGUGCGAUUCAUGACUAAAAUCUAUCACCCUAAUGUAGACAAGUUGGGAAGGAUAUGUUUAGAUAUCUUGAAAGAUAAAUGGUCACCUGCUCUUCAGAUCCGUACAGUGCUGCUAUCAAUUCAAGCUUUGUUAAGCGCUCCCAACCCAGAUGAUCCUUUAGCAAAUGAUGUAGCCGAGCAGUGGAAGACAAAUGAAGCCCAAGCCAUAGAAACAGCCAGAGCGUGGACCAGGCUAUAUGCCACGAACAACAUUUAAAUCACCCCGAUUUUCAAGUGUGCAUCACUUCUGUUCUGCCAAGACCUUAACCUUAUUUUUGUUUGCAUUUAAUGGACACAGUCUUAAAAAAAAUAAAAUUAAAAUAAAAAAUACAUAAUUAAAAAGCCCAUACAUGGUCAGUUUUUGGUGAUUAAAAAUGCACAUUAGCAAAUCUCAUGUCUUGUCCUAAUUCACUUUGUAGAGCAUGAGCAGAGGCUGUAGAAUAUAUCACUGGCAUGAUCCGCGAUGUUCAAAAGGGGUGACAAGACCUCUCCCAUAUUCCCGUCAUGAGUUGAGUAUAGGCACAGUGAAUGGAAUUAGUCUAGGUUGCUUGCCGUAUCAGUGUGUUUUGUUUCCAUUUUAUUUUUAAUUCAUGGGCUUGCUUCCCUUUUAUUGUACUCAUCAUAUUGCUAGGAUGCGGCUAACAUGUACUUUAGUGAACGUACCCCAUAGACAACUUAGGAAAAGUAGAUGGAUAUGCUUGACUGAAGAAAAAUGUGGAAUAAAUUUGGAACCCAACUAAAACCCAUCAAACCUUUUCACUAAUAUCUCCACUCUUCUGUACUCCAAGUGUUAGAACAUCUAAAGCUUAUGACCAUUGUGAAUGGCUUGUCUUGAAAAAUCUGUAAAUCUUAUGUUUUAGUAAAAUAUUUUUUUGUUAUUCUA